UUAUGCAGCUGCCUGCCAUGUGGCGAGAGAAGGUACUGAAUGAAAUUGAACGAAUCGCUCACUGAGAGGACUAAUUACUUAUGAGUCAUCUGAAAGAUUCGUUCAUAUUGAACGAAUUGCUGAGAAAAAGACACGUAAUCACUGGUCAGUAUUAUUACCGCAGGCGGAUCAGUGCUGGAGCUGGCCACCAUGGACUUUAUGUCGGAUCAAGAUGUGCAGAAGUUCAUGGAGGACGGGUAUGUGGUCCUGGAAGGGCUGCUGACCUCUCUGGAGUGUGAUGAACUGAGGCAGAGAAUGACAGAGAUUGUGGACGAGGCUGAAGUCCCAAAGCACUGCCGCACCACCUUCUCCACUGAUCAUGAUGAACAGCUCAAAACACAGGGAAACACGGAGUAUUUUCAAACCAGUGGAGAUAAGAUAAGGUUUUUCUUUGAAGAAGGAGUUUUCGAUGACAAAGGGGAAUUCAUUGUACCAAAGCAGAGGUCAUUGAAUAAAGUUGGUCAUGCACUGCAUGCCCACGAGCCACUUUUCAAAAAGGUCACACAUUCAUCCAAAGUCCAGGGCGUGGCCAAGAAGCUGGGUCUAAAAAGUCCUGUCAUACUGCAGAGCAUGUACAUUUUUAAGCAACCAGAAAUAGGUGGGGAAGUGACUCCUCAUCAAGAUGCCACCUUCCUGUACACGGAGCCCCUGGGCAGAGUCAUGGGGCUCUGGAUCGCUCUGGAAGAUGCCACUGUCAACAACGGCUGCCUGUGGUUUAUCCCAGGCUCACAAACUGGUGGUAUCUCCCGGCGCAUGGUUCGCACCCAGAAAGGACACGCCAACAUGACAGACUUCAUUGGAAGAGAAAAGACCUAUGAUGAUGAGAAGUUUGUUCCAGUCCCAGUUAAAAAAGGUGACGUCAUCCUCAUCCAUGGUGAGGUGGUGCAUCGUAGUAAUAAAAAUGAAUCAAGUGACUCUCGCCAUGUCUACACCUUCCAUAUCAUGGAAUCCCAGGAAACACAGUGGAGCCCACAGAACUGGUUGCAACCAACUGAAGAGCUUCCUUUCCAGCCUCUCUACGUGUAGUGACGUUCAUGUGUCAUAAGACCCUGUGUUUCCCGUUCAGGGACCAAUGUAUAUGAACAGUCUUAACCACAGCAAAUCUGCUUCACUUCCUUGUGACAUUUUAUUCUACAAGAUGUCUUUGUUGGUCUAAGUAGCAGAACUAGACUUGUGAGUGUGACACUUAACCCUUGUGCAGUCCCUCGCAUUUUUGUACACACCGUUUGUCCUUGCAAUGAUUUUCAUCUUGUCCCAGAAUAUGAGUACUACUGAAUAUGAGGAAAAGUUGGCACAAGUCAUGCAGUACAGGAACAUGCACACACACACCCGGUGGUCACCUAGAGCCGAAGGACUUUAUAAGGGUUAAAAAAUAAGAAAAUUAAAAAAAAAUAUAUAUAUAUAUUUCUAAUCACAAAAGUCAAAAAGAUUUGUUUUAUUGAACAUAUCCAUUUGUUUAAAAUUCCAGACUUAAUGAAUGAUAGAUAACAUUUUCAUCUCUACGUACAGUCUCUGCAUGGGCCUGGUCGUAGAACAGCAUUUUUCUUUUUAUCCAAGGUCGUUCUCAAAUCACAGGAAUCCCUACAGCAAUUUAACAAACAAAUAAAAGUGAAUCUCUGGA
Molecule: messenger RNA, 1660 nt
Organism: Cynoglossus semilaevis (tongue sole)
Lineage: Eukaryota; Metazoa; Chordata; Actinopteri; Pleuronectiformes; Cynoglossidae
Gene: phyhd1
Product: phytanoyl-CoA dioxygenase domain containing 1
Exons: 11
Coding region: 190-1065 (291 amino acids)
Source: RefSeq, a predicted model, not a curated record